Triticum aestivum (bread wheat) is the source of this 855-nucleotide messenger RNA. RefSeq names its product serine/arginine repetitive matrix protein 1. The coding region runs from base 100 to 777 and encodes 225 amino acids. The record is from RefSeq and is a predicted model, not a curated record. The transcript is spliced from 2 exons. Lineage: Eukaryota; Viridiplantae; Streptophyta; Magnoliopsida; Poales; Poaceae.
AUACAUAUAUAGUGGCACUAUUCUAAUUUUGAGAUUAAAAUAACUAUUUGGAUCACAGCUCCCUAUAUAGGGCCCGCUGGAGGUUCAUAGGAUCCGAAAAUGCCAACGAAUAGAAAAAGAAAACCACCCAACGCCGAUCCCAUCGCCCGCAACCUCCUGCCCCGCCCCAGAUCGCUCUCACCCGCGACCCCCCAACCCCCCGUGCGCCGCCGCGCGACCGCCUCCGCCGUGGCCGGCCACCUUCUCCCGCCGCUCCAGCCACACACCACCUUAUCCCACCGCAGCGGCCACCGGCCAGCUUCUCCCGCAGGCGCAACCAUCACGGCGCACUGCUGCCCCUCCCCUGCUUGCCGGACCGCGCCGCCCCUCCCUGCAGGAUCGCGCCGCCCAUCCCCGCCGACCAAGCGGAGCCCCUCCUCGGCGGCCUGUCACCACCUCUCCACGCCGGCCUCGCGCCACCUGGACCGUGUAUCCAUCGGACACCCACGUUGCCGUCCUCCGCCACGGUCGUGCUCCCAGACCACUUGCUCAGCAGCCCCUCCAUCGCUGCCAUACGCCCCGACCACAUCCCUUCCACACGCCCCCAACCUCCCCUCCGGCGUGACCUUCCGUCCGCUUCGGCGGGACCUUCCUUUCCCUCCGAUGCGGCCUGCCCUCUGCUCCGGCGCGAUGCACGCCUCCAGAUCCUACAGUUCAGAGAGAAUGGGGAGUAAGACUCGGUGUGUGGUGGGCGGCGGACAAGAUGGAGGCAUGGAGCUAGUGAGUUGGUAUGGCUAGCAGCAAGAGAAAGAAGAGACAGGUUAACUGGAGCCUGCAAUGCGACGAGCAGAAUAAGGCAUGAGACACAGGUUAGCU